Messenger RNA from Ananas comosus (pineapple), 2421 nucleotides. RefSeq names its product probable serine/threonine-protein kinase At1g54610. Gene Ontology annotation, biological process: positive regulation of transcription elongation by RNA polymerase II; protein phosphorylation. Gene Ontology annotation, molecular function: RNA polymerase II CTD heptapeptide repeat kinase activity; ATP binding; cyclin-dependent protein serine/threonine kinase activity. NCBI's taxonomy places the organism in Eukaryota, Viridiplantae, Streptophyta, Magnoliopsida, Poales, Bromeliaceae. Bases 196 to 2007 code for a protein of 603 amino acids. The transcript is spliced from 7 exons. Gene Ontology annotation, cellular component: nucleus; cyclin-dependent protein kinase holoenzyme complex. The record is from RefSeq and is a predicted model, not a curated record.
AGUCGGCAGCGGAUUGCAGCCCACGGCCGGCUUCGGCCGGCACGAUUUUUGGCGCCAUCCGCCCUAAACCCCUCUCCUUCUCCGCGUCGUCGUCGUCCUCCUCCUCCUCCAUGUCUCCGCCUCAUCCUCUCCCUCUCCCUCUCCCUCUCCCCCUUCCUCCUCCUCCUCCUCGUCCUCCUCCUCUUCCUCUCGGCCAUGGGCUGCGCCCAAUCGAAGCCCCCGACCUCGCACUCUCCCCCCAGCGGCGGCGUCGACAGGCUCAAGCUCGACGGCCGCUACCUCCCCGCCGCCGCCGCCGGCGGCGCGAAGCGGCCCCAGCCGCCGCGCGGCCCCGCCGAGCGACGGGAGAGGGUUAGGGUAGCGGAUGCGGCGGCAGGAGGAGGAGGAGGGAGGAGGGAGAGGGAGAGGGAGAGGGUUGGGAGAGACGAUGGGGCGGCGGAGAAGACGAAGGCGAAGACGAAGACGAAGACGACGACAAUGGCGAUGGCGACGCCCCCGUCGAGAGGAGGAGGAGAGGCGGAGGAGAUGGUGGAUGGGUGGCCGCGGUGGCUGCUGGAGAACAUCCCCAGGGAGGUGCUGAGUGGGCUCGUGCCCAGGAGCGCAGAUUCAUACGACAAGAUCGAUAAGGUGGGUCAAGGGACCUAUAGCAAUGUGUAUAAAGCUAUAGAUCGAGAUACUGGAAAAAUAGUUGCUUUGAAAAAGGUACGCUUUGACACAUCGGAGUCGGAGAGUGUCAGAUUUAUGGCACGGGAAAUUAUGAUACUGCAGAGGCUGGAUCACCCUAAUGUCAUUAAACUUGAAGGCCUUGCAACUUCAAGGAUGCAUUACAGCCUUUACUUGGUUUUUGACUUCAUGCAAACUGACUUAGCAAGGGUGAUAUCUUGUUCUGAUCAGAGGCUUACAGAACCACAGGUUAAGUGUUAUAUGCAACAGCUGCUAUCGGGUCUUCGGCAUUGCCAUCAGCGUGGAAUCUUACACCGAGACAUUAAGGGUUCUAACCUGUUAAUAGAUAAAUAUGGGAUGCUGAAGAUUGCUGACUUUGGGCUUGCUAACUAUUUCAAUCCUAAUAAAAAACGGCCGCUUACAAGUAGAGUGGUCACACUGUGGUACAGAGCACCUGAACUACUGUUAGGAACUACGGAUUACGGAGUUGGAAUUGAUCUGUGGAGUGCAGGUUGCCUUCUUGCUGAAAUGUUUGCUGGGAGGCCGAUAAUGCCUGGUAGGAAUGAGAUUGAGCAACUUCACAGAAUAUAUAAGCUUUGUGGAUCCCCACCAGAUGAUUAUUGGAGCAAAAUGAAAUUGUCUCCGAUCUUCCGAUCUCCACAAUCUUACAAACCAGCUAUUUUGGAAACUUUUAAGGAUUUUCCUUCUUCCUCACUUGGUUUGCUCAGUAUGCUUCUUGCGUUGGAUCCGUCGAAUCGUGGCACUGCAGCUUCUGCUUUGCAGAAUGAAUUCUUCAGCACAAACCCCCUGGCCUGCGACCUCUCUGGUCUUCCUGUGAUCUAUAAAGAAGAUAAGGAUGACUAUACUCACCUGCGUGAUGGACAAAAGCGCAAAUCUUCUAAGCUGAAGCAACGUUCUUACAAGCAGAGAGAGGAUGCCAAGAAAAUUGAGGCAGAUAUGGCAAGAAGGAAAGCAGAUUCUGGAUCAUCAAAAGAGGAAGAGAAACCUACAGAUGUGAGAGUACAGAUACAAGAAAUAGGUAGCAGCGUAGCAAGCACUUCUUCAUCCAUAACAAAGCCCAAAAAGUAUGCAGUGGUGCCGGGUGAAUCACUCUAUCCAGGAUCAUAUCUACCUCAAGAAGUAACGCAAAGAUCCGAUGCCCAUCCUUCGGCCUCUAAGAACAUCAAGAAUUUCCCACCACAUGCUGCUAUUGAAGAGGUUCCUGGUGGUCCCAAAGGUCGAGAUGUCAUGCACCGUUAUGGUUUAGAUAGGUCGAUCUCGAUGUCAGAGUUCCACAGGAUGGACGGAAAGGAUUUGUCAAAACUGUAUGUUCUUGUUGAUUAGACAUGCACAAAUAUUUUAUUUUAUUUAUGUUUGGGACAAAUGUACUAGUAGUUCCUAAAAACUUCGACUUACUGCGAUUUGGUCCGUAACAUCCCCACAUUUGCUUCUUUUGGAAAUCCAUGACGUUAUGCGACAUUUUUGGUCCCGAAGAAAACAAAUUGAGUGGUAAAUGAUGGACAAGAUCAUCACUUUGAUAUGUGGUCAAGGGGAAUUUAAACUCCGGAGAAAGUAAAACAAUUCAGGGGCCGAAUCGCAGCGAGUCAAAGAGAGAGGGCCUCCUACAUAUUAUAACCCUGUGAGUUUACUACUAUUGAGUUGCUUACACAUAUUACAUGAAAGUGUCUCCUUGUAGUUGUAAAAACAAUGACAAAUAUCAAUUUUAUAUGUAUGUCGAACUUCCGUGUUCGUUUUAUU